ACAACAAAAAUCCCAGUUUUAACAUCUCUAGGAGACAGAGCAUCUGCUGCCCACGCUGGACAGCUCCAGCUUCCUGCAGGAAAAAAGACGUUUCCACUUCCACGGGAGGAAAUGAGUUGGCGAUGCGCGGAUCUGAAGGAGGUGCGACCUGAAAGCACUGUGUGAUCGUCCCUCUGCCUGCCUCGCCCCCACCUCUGACUGAACCGAUCCCGUGGAACAACCAGUUGAGAGGGUCGAUGCAUAAAAUGUGAGCGGAUGGGAAACACCAGCUGGAUUUGUGGGUGAAGUAGAAACUCGUGCAGGAGGGGAACACAGCCUGGCUGCUUCAUCAGGAUUGCCUUACGUAACCGGUCUUUGUGCAGGGACUGGCAGGGAGACUGCUGGUGUUUUAUCACGGCGAGGAAACGCAGGUGAACAAAGAGGAUUAUAAUCACAAAUUUGUCUCCAACACAUCCACACAUCAUGAUCACGGAAAGCAUCAUCUCCUAGUGAGUACGUCAAGAUGAACGAGGGUCUCAGGCAGGGAGGAGGGGCUAUAACUGUGGAGGCGGAUGUUAUCCUCCACGCCAUGAACCCUGACCUCGUCACACCUCCUGAUAAAGAUGUGGAUUUAUGUCAAAGUUACGUCGAAGGAUUACUGCAGAAUGACCAGGGUUUCAGCCCUUCUCCAGUGUCUGAGAAGGAAUACCUGCUGGAUGGAAGACCAAUGGAGAAUAACCGAAGCCAGAAAGGCAACGGCUCAUACUUUUCCAGCGAUGAUCAGUUUCCCCUCUCCAAUGAUAAGGGAAUAGUGCCACAAAAUUGUACAAGCAAUGAAACGCACAAUGGCGCCAGAGCUAAAGUGUCUUACAGUACAGAUUCUGCUAUCCAAGCCAAACAGGAAACUGAUUGGUCAGACCUUAAAUCGAACUUUGAGGUCAGGGACAGCAGUCAGGAAGCUGAAAAAACUCAGCAUCAGGAAGAAACUGAUUUAGUCAUCGAAGUUGGUGGGCAGAAGAUCAACGCUCACAAAUCUGUCCUGGCAGAGAAGAGUGACUACUUCAAAGCACGGCUGUCAAGGGACAUCCUGAAAGUCAAGGGAUUGAGUUACAAGACUUUGACGACAUUAGUAGACUAUGUGUACACUUCUCAGAUGAAUGUCUCCAAGGCCAAUAUUGUCGAUGUCAUCACAGGGGCUAAAAUCCUCCAGAUGCCCUGUGCCGUACAGGCCGCCAUGGACUCCAUGUCCGAACAAAUCACUGCAGAGAACUGCUACGAGAUCCUGAACAUCGCCAAAAAGCAGAGGCUCAGCGAACUGAAGGAGACCGCCUACGGAUUCAUGAGCGACAACUUCCUCCAGGUCCUCAAAGACCCCUCUGUGUACGGUCGCCUGAAUGGGUCUGAGCGAGAUCUGAUCCUGAAGAAGAGGUUGAAUGGAAGGCAGACUCUGAUGGUUGCAGAGAUAAACGAUGUGUUUGAUCGCGUUGGGAGCCGCCCAGCGAGCCGGUGCAGCAGUCGACCGCAGAGCCCGUUGUCGGGUGGGUCUUUGGAGGACAACCAUAUGAUUUACAACUUCAACGAAACAGCAAAUGACUGGAGACCUUUAACUUCAAUGCCUGAGGACAUUAACACUAAAGGGUGCGGUAUCUGCACCAUGUACAACUACCUGUUUGUGGCCGGGGGGAUAAAGGGCUACGGGGAGAAGGGCAAAGUUUCAGACAAGGUUUUCUGUUACAACCCCAUAACCAACAACUGGGCUGAGAUCAAACCUCUGACCCAAGCUCGCUCCCAACUAAAGCUUGUGUCAAUGGAUGGCUACUUGUACGCCAUUGGAGGGGAAUGUUUGUUUACAGUGGAAAAAUAUGACCCUCGCAUGGACCGAUGGACCUCUGUGGCCCCACUACCCAAAGGAGCCUUUGCAGUGGCCCACGAAGCCACAACCUGCGGCGGAGAACUUUACGUUUCAGGAGGCUCUCUGUUCUACCGCCUCCUGAAGUACGACACUAAGAGGGACGAGUGGCAGGAGUGCCCCUACAACAACAGCAGGAAGAAGUCCAGCGACAUGGUGGCCUUCAAAAGCUUCAUUUACCGAUUUGAUGUCAACCGCGAGCAGGGCAUCACCGUGGUUAAGUACAACAGCAUUGUGAAGAUGUGGCACGAUUGCGCAUCACAGAAGCUCGGAAGUCAUUUACCCUUCAGGUGUGCCGUGAUCGGGAACUGCAUCUACUGUGUGAACAAGAGCCAGACUCUACAGUUUGUAGUGGAGGAGGACAACGCCUUCUUUGUUGAGGAGAUGCUCAGGGCGCCUCUGGAGGCAAAAGGCGUUCUUUUCCCUUUUGUUCUCACUUUGCCAGAAAAGCCCGAAAAAGUUACAUAGUGUGUGUGAUCAGAAUAACUCAAUACAUGUGUCAUAGCGAAACUGGAAAAAGCAGAAGACCUUAUAUAAACUCUUCAAUGUCAGCUCUCUAUCUUGGUGUCUCUUUGCCUGCUACCAAUGGAAUGUGUGUAUUUGCAUGGCAAUUUAACGUGUCAGCAGGCCUUAAAAAGAUUUUUUAAGUCAAGUGAAUGAAUGCAAAAGUAUUUGUAUCUGACUGUAGAUUAUGACAUGAUGACAGUGACUGUAGGCUCUUUUGUGUAUUUCCCGUGUUCAGUGUGGUUUGGUGCACUUUUAUAGUUAGGAUAGAUUUUAUUUAGAACAUAUUAACUAGUUGGCUGGUGACUUUGGUGAGAAGUUGUAUAAACAAAGAAUGGAAAGUUGUAGUGCGCCUUAUGAAUGAUGAAACACAGGUUCUAUGCAAGUGAGAGAAUAUACAUGUCUGCUGUAAGGCUAUUUAAUACUUACUGUUUAAUGGGAAUCUGACUUGGAAGGAAGUAUUUAUUCUUUCAACCAGGGCUGCAACGAAUGAUUGUUUUCAUUAUGUUGAUUCAUUGUUUGGUCAACAUUAUGUCAGAUAGUAAUACAAAAUACAGUUAAUUUUGAACACCCCAAGAAGAUGCUGUCUUGUUUGAUUCAACCAAUAAUCCACAGCCUAAAGAAGUUUGGUUGGUUGGUUUUAUUUAAAAAAAAAAAAUAGAAUGAUGAAUGAUCAGUAUUUUGUGUUGAUGGAGUAAUCCACAAAUUGUUGCAGCUCUACCUCUACCCGGUCUUCUCUGGCUUUAAAUUAUAACAUGUGAAUCAAGGUUAAAUUAUGAUAAGUGAAGGGCAUCAUAAUCAUUAUUAUACCGCACAAAUAUUCAGUUUCUCUCCCCAAAAAGCUCAAAGCAACAUUGUCAGAAAUAUUAAACAAGAUGCUUUAGAUUCUUUUUUUAAAUAAAUGAUUGGAAAUAUAACCAUUUCAAUUUGAAAAGUACAAAAAUAAUGACUUUUAGAUUUCGAAAAUGCCAUUUUGUAUAUAGUGCAUACUCACGGGUAUCACAGGUCCUACUUUUAGCACAUUUGCCAAAGAUAAUGAUUAUGCCAGGCUAAAUCUAUCAAAACUGACUUCGGUGUGGAUUCAAUUCUUUAUAAAAAUGGUUCCACUGGUGUGGCCACAGUCGAGUUAAAAAACAAAAACAAUAGUCAGUCGUGUAAGACGAGACGUGCUGCUAACAGGCACCUUCUGGGAAGGCGAGGGAAAGCAAGCCUUUCAGAUUACACAAAGAGUCAUCCCUUAUCUUUUAUUUUCUUUUAUUUGCAUAAGGAAACAGCAAUCGAGCCAAGUUCAUGUUCAGGCAGGUUUCUUCCCAAACUAAAGCAGGCCCACCAUUUAGGUCAAAGGUUAAAUCGGAUACUGUUUCGCAUUGCUACUACAGUGAACACUUCCAUCCACAAACUAGUUAUUCUUAACUAACUCUUUGCUGUUUGCAUCAACUUAAGUUAACAGAAAUGUUGCUCUAAAUAUCCUUUUUUAAAACAUUUUACAAGUUUUUUUUCUUCUGCUGCAACAACACAGUGGGAGUUUUGUAUGGAAGCUAAUGCUGGUUUAUCUUGGAACAAAUUGCUUUUGAUAACAUUUGUAGGAAUGUCUCCAGGCAGUCACUGUGAUGAGGACGGAGUGGAUGUGGUUUUUGAUAUUUUGCUGGCUGGCUAUUGUGAUUUUUUUACAUGGAUUUGCUGCUGUGAUGGACUGUAAAGUAAUGCAGUGCUAGGCUUCCUGUUCAAGGCAUACGGAGUGGGCUAACAAAAGCUGUUGGAUAAUGUGUAUCAGUCAGAACUAAGUGCUUCAAAUAAAAUAUUUUGUGUCUGAAAAUGAUCUGGUUUUCUGAAUGUGUCUUCAGCAUGGUGCUGCUUUAUUUGUGUCAGUCUGUCUUUCCUGAAACACAGCUGCCAUCUAGUGGAGGCUGCCUGUAACAGCAGACAGUGAUGCCGUGUGCCAAUAUGAGCUCAUGUCCAAUAAAACAUUUAAGACCUCA
This is a messenger RNA of Eleginops maclovinus (Patagonian blennie), 4371 nucleotides long. Its product is annotated as kelch repeat and BTB domain-containing protein 11. The record is from RefSeq and is a predicted model, not a curated record. The coding region runs from base 503 to 2356 and encodes 617 amino acids. Lineage: Eukaryota; Metazoa; Chordata; Actinopteri; Perciformes; Eleginopidae. Gene Ontology annotation, molecular function: protein binding. The transcript is spliced from 2 exons.